AGACGCUCGGAACUGCCGCUCCGAGAGCUGCCAGCGGAGAGCCGGCGGCGGGAGCGGAGCGGGUCGGGCGGGGCCGAGCCGGGCCGUGGGCCUUGUGGGGAGGGGGGGUCGCGGCCGGGCCGGCGGACGGCGGGAUGGGCUGCACCGUGAGCGCCGAGGACAAGGCGGCGGCCGAACGCUCCAAGAUGAUCGACAAGAACUUGCGGGAGGAUGGCGAGAAGGCGGCGCGGGAGGUGAAGUUGCUGUUGUUGGGAUCAUCCAUGAAGAUGGCUACUCGGAAGAGGAAUGUCGGCAGUACCGGGCAGUGGUCUACAGCAACACCAUCCAGUCCAUCAUGGCUAUUGUCAAAGCCAUGAGCAACUUGCAAAUUGACUUUACCGACUCCUCCCGCAAUGACGAUGCCAGGCAGCUGUUUGCACUGUCGGCCGCCGCCGAGGAGCAGGGCGUGCUCCCUGAGGACCUGUCGGGUGUCAUCCGGAGGCUUUGGGCUGACCAAGGAGUGCAGGCCUGCUUUGGCCGCUCACGGGAGUACCAACUCAACGACUCGGCCGCCUACUACCUGAAUGACCUAGAGCGCAUCGCCCAGAGCGACUACAUCCCCACGCAGCAGGAUGUGCUGAGGACCCGCGUGAAGACCACGGGUAUCGUGGAGACGCAUUUCACCUUCAAGGACCUGCACUUCAAGAUGUUUGAUGUGGGUGGCCAGCGGUCAGAGCGGAAGAAGUGGAUCCAUUGCUUCGAGGGCGUCACAGCCAUCAUCUUCUGCGUAGCCUUGAGUGCCUACGACUUGGUUUUGGCUGAGGACGAGGAGAUGAACCGCAUGCAUGAGAGCAUGAAGUUGUUCGACAGCAUCUGCAACAACAAGUGGUUCACGGACACGUCCAUCAUCCUCUUCCUCAACAAGAAGGACCUGUUUGAAGAGAAGAUCACCCACAGCCACCUAACUAUCUGCUUCCCCGAGUACACAGGGGCCAACAAAUACGAUGAGGCAUCCAGCUACAUCCAGAGUAAGUUUGAGGACCUGAAUAAACGCAAAGACACCAAGGAGAUCUACACGCAUUUCACGUGCGCUACCGACACCAAGAACGUGCAGUUCGUGUUUGACGCCGUCACCGACGUCAUCAUCAAGAACAACCUGAAGGACUGCGGCCUCUUCUGAGGGACAGGGCCUGACAAGAUGGGCCACCAUCAACUCUGUUCCUCCCCAACCCCGAGGAAGAUGGGGACAAGAAGACCACACUCCCCGCCUGUCCCCUACCCUGCCCCUCGGCCGCUUCCCCCUUCUUCCUUCUCUCUUCUGGGCUCCCCAGCCCCUCCCUCAGACCCAGGCUUGCGGGGAGGGGCUGUCACAGGCCUCCCUGGUUGAAGCCUGCCCCUGUCUGAGCUUUCGGCAGUGAUCACAGUACUCUCUUCCUGGGCAUCUGUUCUGGGUUUUUAACCGUUGUCUUGUUAUGGGACUGGGGGGAGCACAUACCGAGUCCCCCAAAGCCUGUGUCUGGAGCGGCACCUACUCCUCCAGCCUGGACCCCUGGCUCCACCCGACAGCAGCCCCUGAUCCUGCCCAAGUCCAAAUGUUUACAGGGAGCCUCCUGCCCUCCCAUCCGUCCCCUCCACACAACCCACCCCGCCACCCGGAGGCCCCAAAGGCAAAAAGCACAAGCGGGAGACGCCACCAUUCCUGGAGACCAUGGUCCACCUGCUCGUACUCAUAGCUUUUUUUUAAAAAAAAAGAAAAAAAAAGAAAAAGAAAGUAAAGAAAAAAGAGAAAACUUUUUAGAGGAAAAUCUAUUUAAAACUGUCCGAUCCUGACCAGCACCCACCCACGUCCCUCUGGUGACGCUGUGCCUUGAGUGUGUCUGCCUGUUUACACCUGUCCCCCAGCCUGCCACCCUCUGAACCGGCAGCACCCCUGCCCUGCCCUGCCCUCCACUCAAUCAGGUCCCAAGGGCUGUUCCAGACAACUGCCAAGGUCACUGAGGGCCCCGCCCCAGCGGCCCUGGGCCCAGGCUCCAUUAACCUCCAUGUAGCUCCUUAGCGCUAACCUAGGACCUCCGCUGCCUGCUGAGGGGCCCCUCCCCGCCCCUUGUGCCCUCGCCCCAGGCCCCGGGUCCUUCAGCAUUGAACACUUCCUUGCUUUUUUCACGUUUUAUGGAAUUGUUCACUUGGUUUGAAAUAAUAAAAUGUAGAAAGAAAA
Molecule: messenger RNA, 2194 nt
Organism: Ochotona curzoniae (black-lipped pika)
Lineage: Eukaryota; Metazoa; Chordata; Mammalia; Lagomorpha; Ochotonidae
Gene: GNAI2
Product: G protein subunit alpha i2
Exons: 8
Coding region: 335-1159 (274 amino acids)
Biological process (GO): gamma-aminobutyric acid signaling pathway; adenylate cyclase-modulating G protein-coupled receptor signaling pathway
Cellular component (GO): heterotrimeric G-protein complex
Molecular function (GO): GTPase activity; G-protein beta/gamma-subunit complex binding; G protein-coupled receptor binding
Source: RefSeq, a predicted model, not a curated record